This is a messenger RNA of Drosophila innubila, 987 nucleotides long. Its product is annotated as filamin-A. Gene Ontology annotation, molecular function: actin filament binding. The record is from RefSeq and is a predicted model, not a curated record. Bases 148 to 969 code for a protein of 273 amino acids. The transcript is spliced from 3 exons. Lineage: Eukaryota; Metazoa; Arthropoda; Insecta; Diptera; Drosophilidae. Gene Ontology annotation, biological process: actin cytoskeleton organization.
UCUGACCAAGAAAUAGGAACGGCAUAGACAUAACCAAAGCGAUGUCAGAGCAAUUAGAACCCAAAAUAAUUUGUAGGGAAAUUUAGUGAAAAUAUUUGAGGAACCAUUUAAGUGAUUUGUUGUUUUGCUAUUCAAAGCAUUUGUGGCAUGUUUAAAGUGUCGCAGGAGAUUCGUUUGAAUACAAACGCAGCGGGUUCAUUGGGCCAGGCCAUAGGCGAUUCCAUAGGCAGCGAUGGAAGUAAUCCGGAGAGUGCUUGUAUUUUUGGCAGAUAUCAGCGCACGCCCGAUGCUGAUGCAUAUCCCACAGAGCCGCCACAGGUUUACAUAGCUCCCGAGUUGACCGAUGCGGGAAAGGUGCAGCUGCUUCAUUUACCCAGCGGCGCCGUACGCAUCAAUUCCACGGUGAGCUUCAUUAUCAAACGCAACGGGGUGAAGGGCAACUUUGAUGUGCGCCUCGAGAAUCCCAGUGGACAACAUGGACCCGCUCUGCAGCUAGAAUCAUUGGAUCCAGAACGCUUUCAGGUGCAAUGCCACCUGACACAGGCGGGACUCUACAAAGUCCACAUCAAAUGUAAUUCCGUGCCAUUACCCAAAUCACCGUAUAUCAUAGUAACUAUUGCCGGAGCCCCUCCAGCAGAUACAACGGUCGAAACAGCCUCGCCAAGUCCAACAAUUCCCGUCUUCCAGUCAGAUGCCAGCAAAGUGCAAAGUCGUGGAUUGGGUUUGACCCACAUUAAUCUUCUCGAGCGCAACGAGUUCACUGUGGAUGGCAGCAUGGCUGGCAGUAAUAUGCUCUUUGUGGGUAUCCUGGGAUCUCAAGGUCCUUGCGAGGAGGUCGUGGUCAAGCAUCUGGGUCGCAACAUUUACCGUGUAAUAUACCAGGUGCGGGACCCUGGGAAUUACAUCGUUGUGGCCAAGUGGGGUGAACAACACAUUCCAGGAUCGCCCUUUAGCCUUAUCUCUGAAUAAAACUCAAUAUGCUAAAUC